Molecule: messenger RNA, 1908 nt
Organism: Mangifera indica (mango)
Lineage: Eukaryota; Viridiplantae; Streptophyta; Magnoliopsida; Sapindales; Anacardiaceae
Exons: 2
Coding region: 40-1020 (326 amino acids)
Source: RefSeq, a predicted model, not a curated record
ACAACUAAACUUGGUAACAAAAUUUCUGUCCCUAAUGAUAUGCCUUUUGUUCAUGUACAAGUUCCCCAAUUAGGAAAUCCUAAUGAGAAAUUUAGUAAUAACGCACUAGUUGAUAUUCUGGAAGAUCAGAAACCACUAAAUUAUCACCACCCUGGUACUAAUUAUAAUCCCAAGAGUUCCCUGAUGGGGCCUUGCCCGGAUGGAUUUGCUCCUUUCAGUGUUGUUCAGAAUGGUUGUAGAAAUCAAUAUCCACCACAGCCUUUAGGGCUAAACAAUCUCCCUAAUCAACCUCCUAGUGCUGUCCAAAAGGGUAGUGGAGUCACCAGAUUUGAUCCUACUAGCAUGAAUCCAAAGCCUGCAUUAUUGAGUCAGUCACAAAAUGGACAUAUACAGCAUAGGAAGCUUUCGUUUUCUUCACCAGUGAACUCGAUUAACAUUCCUAGUAGUGUCAUAUGGGGGACGUCGGGGUGUCCAAAACCUUCUCAUUGUGUCCAAAGCCUCAUAGGUUUUGUGUUUCUAACAUUGAACUUCUUGAAAAUUGAAAAGAUAAUGCCGACUGAAGGUAAUAUAAUUGAUUGCAUUCGAUAUGGGGAUCCAAAGCAUCGGAGUAUUGACAUUAAAAAAGCCUUGGAAAUUGCGGUUGAUCAGCAGAUGGUAGUGAAGCAAAAAUUUGGAGCUAUGAACUUGUAUGUUGGUAAGAAUGAGAAACUCUGGAAAUGUGUGAACCCUAUUGCUGGUAAUCCUAUGCAAAUACCGGAAAUGACAUGGGAAAAAAUUAAAAAGUUUCCGGUGUCUCCUGGAGGACAAUCUACAAUAAUGGCUUCUCAAUGCAGGUAUGAAGCCGGUACUAUUUUGAAGAAUAUGUGCUUGACAGAGCUUACAUUAGGUGACAUACUCCAGAUCUUGAACAUGGUAAUUACCAUAAAGAAAUGGAUUAUUCAUAAUCAAGCAGGAUGGCAGCCGAUUAUCUUCGCUGUUGCAAAGUGCAGCCAUGAAUUAGGCACUAAAUCUGGUUUAUAAAGUUUUGACUAGCUAUCCAUGGUAAGGGAAAGUGGCCACUUGAUAGUUUGAAGGGUAUUAAGUGUAUAUAGAUAGAUGAUUUGUUGCAAUAAGGUUACUAAAAAGUCUCCUCAUGCCAAGACUCAUUCUGUAGAUUUACUAGUGAUGAAAGUUCUUACACAUAAUGGAUACCAUCUAGAUUUUCGAUUAGAGAUGAAGUUUCAAUUGAAAAUUUGCUUGAUGUGUCAAAGAGUAUACAAUGCCAGGCUCUGAGGUACAAGAAAUUGAUCAUCUGUUGCAUCUUCUGGAUUCUAUCGACACUUGCAAGGAUGAUCUUGCUGUUUCCAAAUUUGGAUGGAAUAUUUCUGCAGAAAAAUUUCCUACCUCUCAUAUAGUUCGUGGUGCCAUGAGAACUCUAAAUGCAAGGCGUGAUUUAAAAGUGGCAUCGAAGAAGCAAGAGUUUGGUUAGUUUGCACAGAAGCAGAUGACACAAAUUACAGAAAUUUAUGAAAAAAACAUCCAAAUGCAAUUAGAUAAACAUAGAAAAUGUUCUGGUGGAAGCUACUCAUUCUCCUAUGAUCACAUCAUUUUAAGAAGAUAUUAAGAUGAGCCACGCGAAGGUUGCACAAUGCCGUAAAGUUCUUCCUAAUAGAAUUCCCGGGCAUGUGUUGAAUCAACAAGUCUUUGUUCUUCUUAUUGUCGGGUAUUCUCAGAAUAACUGGAUUUGUAAAUUCAUCCCUCUGCAGCAUCAGUUUAGGUGUUUGCCACUGUAUUUGCUAUUCUUCUUUGAAAGCUGUAUGGUUCUCAGAGCUUUUGAAACCAUUAGUCCUUUGGUUAUAAUCCUUAUAUUUAAGUCUCCUGUAUGCAAACUUUGGUAGAAAAAUCAAGUGUUUCUUAUUUUUGCCCCCA